Ostertagia ostertagi is the source of this 828-nucleotide messenger RNA. The record is from the annotation of a GenBank genome assembly. Lineage: Eukaryota; Metazoa; Nematoda; Chromadorea; Rhabditida; Trichostrongylidae.
GUACUUAGCUCGCCUUGGAUUGGUGAAGAAAGCGAUGCCGAAUGACAAAGGGAGUAGCUUAUACAGAGCUGUGUGUGAAUCGCUCAGCAUGGAUCAGAGGGAGCACGUUGCUCUGCAGCAAUUCGUCGAGGACCAUCUUCUCUUUCAGUACCACAUCCAACGAAUAGAAGAGGGACUGCCGCACGUGAACAAAAUUGAGGAUACCUUAGCGACCCUCGCUAAUCUUUUGAGUGUUGACCUACACGUGUAUCGUGGGAUCGGCGAGAAACCUGUUAUAUAUAGAGGGAGUUCUGAGGGGGAAUCUGCUGAAAAGGUGAUGCUGUGCGAAACAUCUCGCGGUCAUUUCGAUUUAGUCAUUACCAGAGAAGACCACACUAAUUUAGCUCUGGCCCAAAAUACGGUAGGAGUCGAUGUUCAAACUCCUAAGUCGGAUUAUCUGCAAGGACACAAUGGAGACUUUUCCUUCAGUGAUGGAGAGUCUGGGUUCUUGCUUGCGAUAACAUACAGAUAUCUGAAGCAGCCGUGUGCACCUACCUGGCGACCACCGAUUCCGUACUCAUCAGUGAAGGCUCUUGAUCCUUCCGUUUACCGUAACCUGGCUUACGACCUGUAUUUGAGGAAUAAGAAGCGAAGUGUUGAUCGCGGUGAGUUCGUAGCAUCUUUGAGCAAGAUGAAAGCUUGUGUACUAUCCGUCCCGGAUAAGAACUCACGACUGGUUUCUAUAAACGGUAUUGAGAGAAAAGUGAAUGUGUCGAAGUUGUUACCGUUGCCUGGUCGCAUGUCGCCAAAUCGAAGUCUUCCAUAUAACUCUCCAUUGAGCGAUACAGA